Molecule: messenger RNA, 1936 nt
Organism: Populus nigra (black poplar)
Lineage: Eukaryota; Viridiplantae; Streptophyta; Magnoliopsida; Malpighiales; Salicaceae
Product: aspartyl protease family protein 1
Exons: 10
Coding region: 155-1741 (528 amino acids)
Biological process (GO): proteolysis
Molecular function (GO): aspartic-type endopeptidase activity
Source: RefSeq, a predicted model, not a curated record
CACUCUAGCAAGACUUUUUACCCACUCUCUCUCUCUAUCUUCAAACGACUCUUUCUUCCUACUUCACCUACAUCAACCUUCUCACCUUUUCUUUCUCUUGAAACACUAUCAAUUUCAAUUCUUUUCUUUCUCAAUCCUUUGAACUCUCUUUCCCAUGGCGACCCUUUUCAGUUCUGCUCAUUCUUUUCAUGUUCGUCACCACAAGUUUCCAUUUUUGUUUUUGCUGUUCUUGUUUGUGCUGAUAGAAAGCUGUUCUGGGUUUGGAACAUUCGGUUUUGAUAUUCAUCACCGGUUUUCUGACCCGGUUAAAGGGAUGUUUGGUGUUGAUGGAUUGUUGCCAGUGAAAGAUAGUGUUCCAUAUUUUCAAGUUAUGGCUCAACGUGAUAGAGUUAUUCAUGGCCGUAGAUUGGCUACUAGUACUGGCGGUGAUAAUAAAAAUAAUAAAACACCACUUACUUUCUAUUACGGGAACGAGACUUAUCGGAUUGAUAGUUUGGGAUUUUUACAUUAUGCUAAUGUUUCGGUUGGAACACCAAGUGUGUCAUUUCUUGUGGCCCUAGACACUGGAAGUAACCUCUUGUGGUUGCCAUGUGAUUGUUCCAGUUGUGUGCAUAGCCUAAGAUCACCAUCAGGAACGGUAAAGCUCAAUAUCUACAGUCCGAAUACAUCCUCAACAAGCGAAAAGGUCCCCUGCAACAGCACCUUGUGCUCACAAACACAGCGUAAUCGAUGCCCUAGUGAUCAGAGCAAUUGUCCUUAUCAAGUUGUAUAUCUUUCUAAUGGCACUUCGACAACUGGGUACUUCGUACAGGAUUUAUUGCACCUGAUCAGCGAUGAUAGUCAAUCAAAAGCUGUUGAUGCAAAAAUUACUUUUGGUUGUGGUAAAGUUCAAACGGGUACUUUUUUGACUGGUGGAGCUCCCAAUGGCUUGUUUGGACUUGGCAUGUCUAAUAUAUCUGUGCCUAGUACUUUGGCACAUAAUGGAUAUACUUCUGGUUCAUUUUCCAUGUGUUUUAGCCCUGAUGGGAUUGGUAGAAUCAGUUUUGGUGACAAAGGAAGCACAGGCCAAGGAGAAACAUCUUUCAAUCAAGGGCAACCACGAAGUUCGCUUUACAACAUCAGCAUCACUCAAACAAGUAUUGGUGGACAAGCUAGUGAUCUUGUUUAUAGUGCUAUUUUCGAUUCCGGUACCUCAUUUACAUACCUGAAUGAUCCAGCUUAUACACUUAUAGCGGAGAGUUUCAAUAACAUGGUAAAUGAAACACGUCACUCAUCUACUGAAGUCCCUUUUGAUUAUUGUUAUGAUAUAAGUGCUAAUCAAACUGAGCUGACAAUUCCCACAGUGACUCUAGUAAUGAGCGGUGGAGACUACUUUAACGUAACAGACCCCAUAGUAGUAGUUCAACUUUCGGAUGUUUCAGCUGUAUAUUGUCUCGGUAUGAUCAAGAGUGGAGAUGUGAACAUCAUUGGACAAAAUUUCAUGACUGGUCAUCGCAUAGUUUUCGAUCGCGAGAGGAUGAUUUUGGGUUGGAAGCCAUCUAACUGUUAUGAUAACAUUGAUACCAACACUCUGGCUGUAUCCCCAAAUACUGCAGUGCCUCCUGCUACUGCAGUUAACCCAGAAGCCACAUCAACUCAAAUACCAGCACCAUCACCUCCUGGUGGGAGUCAUUCACCGCGGUCCAAACCGUUUAAUUUCACAUUAAUGAUGACCCUAGCUCUAUUCUUUGCUAUUGUUUGAUUUUUUUCUUUUUCUUAGUGUUCACAACUUCAGGCAUUCGUUUUCCAGUUAUUGUAUACACCAGGAUGGAAGCAUUUUUGGCUUCCUAUUAUUUUUUAUUCUUAGUCUUGGAUCAUAGUAACAUGACUCGAUGCUGGGGUUGUAAAUAUAUUUUGAUUAUAAACAGACAAUUGAUAUGAUACAGUUACAAAAUUA